Molecule: messenger RNA, 1541 nt
Organism: Saccostrea cuccullata (small rock oyster)
Lineage: Eukaryota; Metazoa; Mollusca; Bivalvia; Ostreida; Ostreidae
Product: alpha-L-fucosidase-like
Exons: 8
Coding region: 31-1425 (464 amino acids)
Biological process (GO): fucose metabolic process; glycoside catabolic process
Cellular component (GO): lysosome
Molecular function (GO): alpha-L-fucosidase activity
Source: RefSeq, a predicted model, not a curated record
GUGACAUUGAAAAAGUCACAUGAAAUAAACAUGGCGCGCAACAUGAGCUUGAUUUGUGGAAGACUAACUUUCUUUUUGUGUUUGAUAGUAGUUUCAACAUUUUCAGUGAGAUAUGAGCCAAACUGGGACUCUCUAGAUUCCCGUCCGUUACCUCCCUGGUACGACGCGGCAAAAGUUGGUAUAUUCAUUCACUGGGGAGUAUUUUCUGUCCCGAGUUUUGAGUCGGAGUGGUUCUGGUGGGACUGGGAGGGGGUCAAAACCAACAGCGCAGUAGAAUUUAUGAAAGCGAACUACCCUCCCGACUUCACAUAUGCAGAUUUCGCAAAGGAUUUUAGAGCUGAAUUCUUCAAUGCUUCAGAAUGGGCAGAGAUUUUCCAGGCUUCAGGGGCACAAUAUGUUGUUUUGACAAGCAAACAUCAUGAAGGGUUCACCAAUUGGCCGUCAAUGUUCUCAUUUAACUGGAACUCUAAAGAUGUCGGCCCAGCCAGAGAUCUUGUGGGAGAGCUUGCAACAGCCAUCAGAAACCAAACGGAUCUGUUUUUCGGCCUUUAUCAUUCCCUGUUUGAAUGGUUUCAUCCUCAGUAUCUACAGGACAAGGCCAACAAAUGGCAGACUCAGAAGUUUGUGGAGAGUAAAACAAUGCCGGAGCUGUACGAGAUUGUGAACCGGUACAAACCGGACGUGAUCUGGUCCGACGGAGACUGGGAAGCACCAGAUACUUACUUGAAUUCUACAAACUUCAUAGCCUGGCUGUACAACGAUAGUCCUGUGAGAGAAAAUGUCGUGACCAAUGAUCGAUGGGGUCAAGGGGUCAUGUGCAAACAUGGAGGAUUCCUCACCUGCUCAGACAGGUAUAACCCAGGAAAGUUGCAAAAGAGAAAAUGGGAAAAUGCCAUGACAAUUGAUAAGCAAUCUUGGGGUUACCGUAGAAACACAAAGCUGUCAGAAUUUCUGACCACGGAUGAGCUCAUUGGAACACUGGUGGAAACAGUCAGCUGCGGGGGAAACAUUCUGGUUAACGUGGGUCCCACCAGUGACGGUAAGAUUAUACCGGUGUUUGAGGAGAGGCUGAGAGAAAUGGGACAAUGGCUGAAGGUCAACUCUGAGGCUAUUUAUGGAACUUAUCCUUGGACGUACCAGAAUGAUACCAUUACUCCCAAUGUCUGGUAUACAGCUGUAAAAAUAAGCAUGGAGCAAAUGUUGUACGCAGUAUUUCUAGACUGGCCUGCCAAUAAAACGAUUCACCUCGGAGUUCCUAAAACAGCGGAAUGGACCACUGUAUAUUUAGUGGGCCAUGAAGACAAGCCAGUGAACUUUACCACCCUACACCCACAGGGGGUUCUGUUAGAGAUCCCCCAAAUCCCCACCAAGGAGCUGCCAUGUCAGUGGGCCUGGACAUUUGUGUUUCAGGGAGUGCUGAAGUGAUCCAGUGACCCAGAAAACAUUACAGCAACAUUUCUUCUCAUAAUUUCAGACAGUGAUUAACCAUUCAAUAAUUUUAGGCUUCUCAUUUUUCACAUUUCUUCCAUGCAUGUUAUAUA